Bemisia tabaci is the source of this 1501-nucleotide messenger RNA. RefSeq names its product ADP-ribosylhydrolase ARH3. NCBI's taxonomy places the organism in Eukaryota, Metazoa, Arthropoda, Insecta, Hemiptera, Aleyrodidae. The record is from RefSeq and is a predicted model, not a curated record. Gene Ontology annotation, cellular component: nucleus; mitochondrion.
UUCUUAUCACAGCUAUCAAUAACACGUGCGAGCUACAAGUGAUAGAUACCCUAAUUUUUGUAUUACUACCAUAUUUUUAACUAUUUAGUUAUUAUUUUUCUCUUUAUCUGAUGUAUUCGAUUUUGAGUCUCAUCGCCGUAUCUGUAACUUCCCCUUUAUUUACAUGGGAAAUAGCUGCCCCCAACGCAAGUUGAAAAAACCAGAAAAGAUGCUGUUAUCAGAUUCAUAACUUCAUGAACCUUUGCUCAUUUUAAUUUCAACACCUAAAUUUUGUUUAUUGAUAAUUUUUUAUUAAUUCAUGAUGGCUAGGUACAACGUGCCUAAUGAAGUGCUUAAGAGCAAAUUUCGAGCAUGCCUUGCUGGUGUUGUGUUGGGCGAUUGUCUUGGCGUACCCUUUGAGGGUAAAGAGAAAGUGGUGAAACGAGAUUUGAGCGACUUUUUAAACGCUCUUGAUCAACCUGAUGCAAAACCCGCACCUCUGCGUUACUCAGAUGAUACUGCAAUGACGAGGAGUAUAGCAGAAUCUCUAGUGGAAAACCAAAAAGUUGAUGAAAAUGAUAUUGCUCAAAGGUUCACAGAUGUGUAUUUUAAGGAGCCAAAUCGAGGAUAUGGAGAGGGUGUAGUUCAGGUCUUUACUAAAUGGCGGACCUCUCUUGAUGACCUUUGGAACCCUGCCAAAGAACAGUACAACGGAGAUGGGUCUUACGGGAAUGGUGGUGCCAUGCGAGUAGCCCCAAUCGCUCUUUUUUGUCACAAUAGCCAUGAUCUACUCGUCAAAACUGUGACCAGUGUCACAAAACUCACUCACACUAAUCCUUUGGCUAUAAGUGGAGCUCUAUUUCAGAGCAUGGCUAUCCAUCAAGCUUUAUCAUUGGAUCCAGAUGAGAAGCUAGAUGAAAAAAUUUUCUUGAAGAACCUACGGGAAAAAAUUGAAGCCAUUGAGGAGACAAUUUACGAUGAUCAUGGGUUUGAUCUUGGAAAAAAUUGGUAUUACCGGAACAGGAUCAAUAUCAUCGAAAAAUUGUUGGAAGAAUGUCGGUUGAAAAAUGUCUCAGAUGAAGAGGUAGUCAGUAGUCUUGGGCACUACGUAGAUGCCUUGAAUUCGGUUCCAACAGCCUUGUUCUGUUUCUUGCGAUCCACUCAGAAAAUUCCACAUAUACAGACCAACAAUGCACUGAGGCGAACAAUCGAAUAUGCUAUAUCAUUAGGUGGUGAUACAGACACAAUCGCAUCCAUGGCUGCAGCUCUUGUAGGCAGUUAUUAUGGAGAAGAAGUCAUUCCUCAGUAUUAUCUGAAACACACUGAAGCUGGGAAAGAACUCGCACAUCUUGGUGAAAAACUCUAUGAUUUAGUUGCGCCAGAUUUGCCGCCUAAAUGAAAUUAGGAAAAUACUUACCCACCUUGUGUAAAAUAAAAAAUUAUUAUGUAAGUUUAUUCAUUCACAAUUGAAACCGUUUUUAAAAAAAUCCUUGCUUUUUAAAUAAAAUUGUUUUACAUCAUA